Eimeria tenella is the source of this 1845-nucleotide messenger RNA. RefSeq lists its product as uncharacterized. NCBI's taxonomy places the organism in Eukaryota, Apicomplexa, Conoidasida, Eucoccidiorida, Eimeriidae. The coding region runs from base 1 to 1845 and encodes 614 amino acids. The record is from RefSeq and is a predicted model, not a curated record. The transcript is spliced from 2 exons.
AUGGAGCAGAAGCAGCAGGAGAAGCAACACCAGCGAUCUCACGCAGCGGCCGAAGCAACAGCCGCAGCAGCAGCAGCAACAGCAGCAACAACAGCAGCACGUGAGUGCUGCUGGAGCAGCACGCGCUGCAGCGCUUCUGGGGCCCCUUCCACCCUAGUGCCCUCUGAGAGCGCAAAGGCCACCCGCGUCGCUGCUGCUGCUGCUGCUGCUGCUGCUGUUCCUGCUACUGAAGUGCGUUAUCCGCGGCACUGGCGGCAGCAGCUGCAGCAGCAAGAGCAGCAGGCGCUGCUGCGAGCCUUCCCAUUGGCUGCAGUUCGUCCGCAUCGUAUGACUUCAGGAGUGCAGCAAGAAGCUCAGCAGCAGCAGCAGGAACAGCAGCAGCCACGGCUGCAGCAGCUGCAGCAGCUGCAGCAGCAGCAAGAACCCAGCUGUUUAGAUGCCCUGCUGUUCCUGCUGGAGCGACAGGAGCAGCACCUGUUGCAGCAGCAGCAACAGCAGCAGCAGCAACUUCUCCGGGAGCCCGAGAGACUGGAGCUGCUUGGAAAUGCCAUAACAGCUGUGAAGGAUGCCAUGCAGCGGGAGCAGCAGCAGCAGCAGCAGCAGCAGCAAUGCGGCAUAUCACCCCUUGCUGCUGACAGAGAACUGCUGCAGGCCCUAGUGAAGGCCCAAAUGGCGCUGCUGCCUGCAGAAGCGUGUGCCGGUGCUGCAGCGCAUGCAGCAGCAGCAGCAGCAUGUGCUGCAGCGCAUUGUGCUGUUGCUGCUGCUGCUACCGCUCGAGCACCAGCAGCAGCACCACUAAGCGCCGUGGCUGCUGCAGCGCGGCGCUCCUCCCCCGAGGUUUCUUGUGAGGAAGCCAUUUGCUCAGCAGCAGCAAUUGGUUUAGCUGCUGCAGCAGCAGAUCAAGCAGCUGCUGCAGCAAGCGAAGGUAUAGCCGCAUGCAGCGAGCGCAAACAGAGUGGUGCGGACCGAGCUUCAGUAGUAGCAGCAGCAGUAGCCGAAGCAGAAGCCGCAACGAAAGCAGGUACAACAGCAGCUGCAGCAGAUGCAGAAGCAGCAGCAGCAGCAGCAAAUGUAGCAGCAGCAGCAGAUACGGAAUGUGUAUCUCACAGUGCUGCACCUCAUCCUGGAGACAGGCCUUACAAUGAAGACGAGCGCUGUUUGAGUUUGUCCGGCCGCAGCACGAGCAGCAACAGCAGCAGCAGCAGCAGCAGCCACAGCAGCAGCAACAGCAGCAGGACUAGCUUGGGAAAUCAAGUUUUUGCGGCGCUUGACUUUUCGGGGGCCCCCGAGAGGCCCCCUACGGCAGAUGAAGCAGCUUCGGCUAUCAGCGAGACAAAGACGGAGCUGCAGCAGCAAGAAGUACGGCAGCAGCAGGAGCAGCAGCAGCAAGCUGAGGAUGAGACCGAUUUGCUGCAUUCGCUCGUGCUCGAGCUGCUUGACCGGCUGCAUCUGCAGCAGCAGAAGCACCCGGGAGACACAGAGGAUGCUGCAGCAAUAGCACAGCUGAGAGAGGACUUCGUUGCUGCUUUGCUGCAGCAGCAGCAGCAGCAGGAGCCGCAUGAGGACGUGUACGGUGAGGAGCAGCAGCAACUGCUGCAGCAGCAAAGGCUGCUGCUGCAGGACCAGUGGUGGCGUGAGGCUGAGCGGGGAAAAGGGCGCGAAGAGGCAGCAAUGCAUCGGGAAGCAAAGGCAGCAGGCUGCGCCGCUUCAGAAAGAGCAGCAGCAGCAGCAGCAGGGCGUGAGAUGCAGCAGCAACAGCUGCUGGUCCCCCCUGAAGCUGUGGUAUUCCGUCUUAACACUUCUGCUUCUGAGAGCUCGCGAGGCUGCAGCGAGGCAGAAGACUAA